GGUAUGGCAGAGGGGACUUAGGGGUCAAAAAGUCUUGAGAGGGCUGGCUAACUGGGUUCGAUCUUUAGCACAGCAUGAAAACUAAACAAAUAAAGGCAUGCUGUCCAUCUACAACUAUUAACAAAAAAAAAAAGUCUUGAGAAAGGUCCAGGCCACUGAAGAUAUCUCAGGAUCACCAAGGUCCCAGUUCUGGAGGUUGGGGAGACAAACCCUUCACCCUGUUGGACUGCUCAGGGAGGUGUGAGAUUGGGCCAGAGGUGGGCACUGUGCUCCUGAGACCCAAAGCCCUGUCCAGCAGUUGCUCAGUCUUGGGGAUAGCAUGCCUUACCUCUGACUCUCAGUGGAAGCCUGAGGCCACACAGGGCUUGCAAUUGUCUACAAAUGUCACACUACAUGUGGAAUAUCUCCAGUUUUCCUUAAGACUUCCUGGUCAUCCUUGCUGUGUUCAAAUAUUGGUGUUUCAUUGUCCAAGCAUGGCCGGGGGUAGCUCUCCUCUUCAACUUUUGAUUCCUGACUUAAUUUUUAAAAAUCCAAUUUCAAAGUCCAGAACUAAGGGAAGCAGUAACCUAGGCAGGCUGAGGGCCAGCCUGACUCCUCCUUGGGAUCCAGGGUUCAGGUGUUUGAUGGGACCCCUGGGCAGGAGUAGGCUGACACUACCCCCACCUCAGUUAAGGGAAGGAAAAUCUUUCUGCCAUCUUGGAUGAGGUGAAGUGGGGUGGGUGGUCAGGUCCUCACCUUACUCUCAUACUAUGUCCCAGCCCUGCCAUGACUUGCUCCAUGAAGGACACACACCAGACUCCCUUGACUGUACCCAAAGCUGGUGUGGAGACUUUCCCAAGCAGCUCCCCAAGGAGGACAGACUUUAAGAGGAGUCUUAUUGAUUUUCAUUUCAUCCUUCACAAAUUCUAUAUAUGUCUUAAGGUGUAGGAAUGUAUUUGUGCAGUAGUAUGUAAUUUAUAAGUUUAAAAUUUAUAUCUAAAUUAUAUAAGGUAGUUAUAUAAGAUAGAAUUUAUAAUCUGUGUCUUAAAUUCUGCCUUCUUCUGAGGAGGGUGUAUAAUCAGAAAAGUUCGGAGAAGGUUAUCUGGAGGGUGGGGCUGAGCCAGCCCUUUCCUCUCUGCUUUGCCUGGUCUUUCUAGCGUCAUUUAAAUAUUCUUCUCUUCUCCUGGUGCCUCCUCUGUGCUCCACUUCAUCUCCUAGAAGAUGCUGCUACUUUCUUGUUAGCAGUCUGGGCAGAGACUUCUGAGGUCCUUCCUGAGCACCUGUGACUUCAGAUCCUCCAACUUCAGAUCCUCCGGCUCCUCUCUAAAGCUUUCCUGGUAUCCGCAACUCCCAGAGUGCUCUGUAGCCAUAUUUCAUCGUGCCUAAGUCACUGUGUUGCAGCCAGCUGCUUAACUGGACAGCACAUCUGUCUAGACCAUCAGCCCCUGAGGGUGAGGCCCAGCAGGAGCCUCAGGACAGAGGGCAGCGGUUUGUGAGAACUGGCCAGGGCCACUGUGGUCCCUUGCCUGUGGCCUUCUUCUGCAGCCUCCGUCUGGGGGGAUGGGGCAGCUGAACCAUGUGCACCACUCUCCUCCUGCUCAGCACCUUGGCUAUGCUCUGGCGCCGCCGAUUUGCCAACCGGGUCCAACCAGACUCCAGCAGAGUGGAUGGGACUGUUAUGGGAAGCAGCAGGGACACAGACCUCCAGUCCUCGGGCAGGUGAAGCAGAAGGGAGUCAAGGGGAGAAGGAGCAUCUGAAUUAAUCCCUCCCCUCAUCAGUUGGGGCUCUGCUCCAGGAAGUGGGAUCACCUGGCACAGGCAGCUCAAGUCCUGGUUGGGCCCCUAGCCAUGAAGGAUGCUGCGGGGUCAGAAGCAGCAGCAAGGGAGAGAUGGCAGAAGCAGUGAUGGAGAAGGCCUUUGACUCUUACUUUGAAGAAGCCUCAUGGAUGCAAGAUGUCUGCAGAAAUACUCAGCAUCACAUCUUUACUAUGUCCCAAAGCCAGAAGAGAAGCUACUGUUUUUAAAAGCAAUACUUUCCCAACUUGACCAGAAUUGCACUGCAAUUGAUGGAGGAAGAACAGCUUCCAGACGGCUCCUGAUAGUGCCCGUGUCCAGGUGUACUUCCUAUGAAAUUGCCAGUGCAACUGCUCCAAGUGUAAGCAGCCAUCUGUUUGGGAUUCCACCUAUCCUCCUUGAUGUUCUUAUUCAUAAAAUUAAAGAUUCCUUUCCUGAUUAAGAAGUCAA
This is a messenger RNA of Ictidomys tridecemlineatus (thirteen-lined ground squirrel), 2223 nucleotides long. The record is from RefSeq and is a predicted model, not a curated record. Lineage: Eukaryota; Metazoa; Chordata; Mammalia; Rodentia; Sciuridae.